Carya illinoinensis is the source of this 768-nucleotide messenger RNA. RefSeq names its product 60S ribosomal protein L26-1-like. The record is from RefSeq and is a predicted model, not a curated record. The coding region runs from base 90 to 530 and encodes 146 amino acids. Gene Ontology annotation, molecular function: RNA binding; structural constituent of ribosome. Gene Ontology annotation, cellular component: ribosome; cytosolic large ribosomal subunit. Gene Ontology annotation, biological process: ribosomal large subunit biogenesis; cytoplasmic translation. The transcript has a single exon. NCBI's taxonomy places the organism in Eukaryota, Viridiplantae, Streptophyta, Magnoliopsida, Fagales, Juglandaceae.
AUCUAUAAACGCGCACCCAUAAACCCUAGCCUCUCCGCCUCUCGCAUUUUGCCCUGCCGUUUCCUCACAGAGAGAGAGAGAGAGGGAAGAUGAAGUACAAUCCUAGAGUCUCCAGCUCUCGCCGCAAGAGUAGGAAGGCCCACUUCACGGCGCCGUCGAGCGUGAGGCGCGUGCUGAUGAGCGCCCCGCUCUCGAACGACCUGAGGAGCAAGUACAACGUCCGGUCGAUGCCAGUGCGCAAGGACGACGAGAUCCAGGUCGUGCGCGGAACCUUCAAGGGCCGUGAGGGAAAGGUGGUCCAGGUGUACCGCCGGAAGUGGGUCAUCCACAUCGAGCGGAUCACCCGUGAGAAGGUGAACGGCUCCACUGUCAACGUCGGCAUCAACCCCUCCAAGGUGGUCAUCACUAAGCUCCGUCUCGACAAGGACCGCAAGUCCCUUCUUGAUCGCAAGGCCAAGGGUCGCUCCGCUGCUGACAAGGACAAGGGCUCCAAGUUCACCGCCGAGGAUAUCAUGCAGACCGUCGAUUAAUUCAAUAAAUCGGUGAAGCAGUUUUCUGGACUACAAAUUUAUGUUUUUUUUUUGUGUUUAUUUAUAUUGUUUUAGCUAGGUUGUUUUGUUGUCGAUGGGGUUACUAAGAGGAAGAGUACGUUGUUACAUUUAGUAUGCUUUUAACUGUUGUGUUGGAUCUGGAUAUUUAGGUCUCUCAGUGACCUGGAUUUUGAGGUUUUUAUCGAUCAAUGCGAUAUUUCUGGGUUUCUGCUGAUAA